This is a messenger RNA of Plasmodium inui San Antonio 1, 2097 nucleotides long. RefSeq lists its product as hypothetical. The transcript has a single exon. The record is from RefSeq and is a predicted model, not a curated record. The coding region runs from base 1 to 2097 and encodes 698 amino acids. NCBI's taxonomy places the organism in Eukaryota, Apicomplexa, Aconoidasida, Haemosporida, Plasmodiidae.
AUGAAGGGGGAACAGAAGGGCAUCUUAGAGGUGAACGUCAUCAAGGGCUACUACAAAAAGACAUUCACCAACGAGCUGCUGCAUUCACUGCAGAAUGAAAUAAACGUAGAAGACCUGCUGUACUCAUAUAACUACUAUUCCCAUUUGCUGACGGGGGAUGACAAAUUUGACAAUGAAGAAAUGGGGAGUGAAUACCUGAAGAGUGAAGACGAACUGGAGGAGUCACCACCCAGCCAUGAGGACAAGAAAUAUAAAGUAAGGAAAGAAGAUUCGGACGAGGAUAUGAUCAAUUACUUCGAUCCAACUAUAACUGAAGAAUUGUAUGAAGAAAAAAUCGAACAAACAUUCCAAUAUUUGGAUAAUUUUUUAAAAGCAUUUUAUGUUCCAAAUGAUAUGAACAAGUCAAGCGAAAUGGAAAUAAUAAAUGACGUAGUGAAAAAUUUAGUAAUAGAAAAAAUAAAUAAUGAUGAAUAUAAAAUCUUGGACAUGCAAUGUGAAAAAUCCCAGAUAUAUGAAAUUACGCUAAUCAUCAUUGCGUACAUUAUUAGGAAUAUUUUCAGCUUAAGUUUGGGAAGGAAAAUUAUUUUUUCCAACAAGAAGAUCACCAGUCUGUUGUUAAGAGCAUUGUAUAAGCAAAAUAUAUACAUACAAAUAUUCACUUUGAAAAAUUUAAAAAAAUAUAUCAUGGAAGAUGGAGAAUGUUUGCAAGAUAUCCACUUAAAAAUGAUUAAAAUCUGCAUCUUCAGUAAAUCUCUCUCUUCAUUCAAUCGCUCAAACGAAAUGAUACAAUUUUUAGUGAAAGAAAAUAAACACGUGAGUGAAAUUUUCGAUUUCUGUUUUUUAGAAAAACUUAAAAAGUCUUUGGAACAUUCGGACAAUGUGCAACGGUUGAGAUUGCUUGAUCUCAUUUCAGAGUGUGCAAAUAUAAACAGCCAACAAAUUUGCGACAUUUUUCGAACGAAGAAGAAGAAAAAAAAUAUGACACAGGAGGAUGCUGAACAAGAUGGAGGUACGUCUGAUCAGGGGGAAAACGAAGAGACGCACACGGGUGAUGAUGUACCGCCCGCUACGACCGACACAGAUGAUGAUGUUGAUGUCAAUUUGGAAAACUUCACCUACGAUAGCGAGUACGAAGAAGAGAAAUGCACCUAUGAUGACAUAUCCUUUGUAAGUAAAAAUGUAGUAGAGGAAGAAAUGAAAAAGCAUAAUGUAAAGUUAAGUCAAAUUUGCAAAAUGAUAAAAAUUAAUGUAUACAAAUAUUUAUAUAUGAUAUACCAGAAGGACGAUUUACUGCUGAAAAUAAAUGUGCUGGAAAUUUUCUCCAAAUUUGUGCAAAACGAAUAUUACAGUGAUAGCACGGUGCAAAAUUGCUAUUUUCUGCACACCGUCUUGAACGAUCUGCACAAUUCCAACGACGAUGUUCUUCCCUUGAGUAUUCUCAACUCACUCAUUUGUUACGCCAAAAUAAAUUCAGCUCUUCUUCAUUUUAUAAUCACCGCACAUGACAAUAUUCUCAUAAAGACGAUCAUUCACUAUCUGACGAAAGAUUCCACCCACGGUAGUAGUUCCAACAUGGAAAAGUUAAUUGUUGGCAUAAAGUCCUUUGGCUACUUCUUCUCACUGAAGGAGUCUAGUGAAGCUCUUGUAAGUCUGAACCCAAAUGCACACCUUAUCAUAAUUAAUAACAUAAAUACACACUCGCACACGAAUGUUUUAAAGCACGCAAUAAACAUAUGGAUAAAAAUUUUACCAGCUGAAUGCAUGGGUGCUGAAUGGAACAAACAACUCAUUCACGAUGUGCUCUUCCAAAAGCUUAUCACCAUACUAAAAGAAAUCGAAGACGAAGAGGUUCAGAUAAAUACGUAUCAAGUGCUGCGGGCCAUGGUCCCCUACAGCAUUGUAGAUCUUAUCAUACAAGAACACUGGCUCCUUAGGACUCUCAGAAGCAGCCUUGAAAACAAGAGCUACGAGCUGAAGAUGAGUAGGUACAAUUUUUUUAAAGAACUCUACGAACUUAACGGUAUUACCAUAACGAAUGAUGCCUUCUCGGAUAACCUCAUCAGCAACUUCCUGGAGAAGGAGCCCAAGAGGUAUUAG